Messenger RNA from Helianthus annuus (common sunflower), 414 nucleotides. RefSeq lists its product as uncharacterized. The transcript has a single exon. Bases 1 to 414 code for a protein of 137 amino acids. The record is from RefSeq and is a predicted model, not a curated record. NCBI's taxonomy places the organism in Eukaryota, Viridiplantae, Streptophyta, Magnoliopsida, Asterales, Asteraceae.
AUGACUUCGACCGGCUCAAACAUGAAAUGGAAAGGAUGGACUCCAUUGAAAUGCAAAAUUAUGGUUUGGCGUGCCGAUCUUAAUCGCCUUCCUACUAAGAUGGAAUUAAUCAAACGCACAGUAACAAUUGAAGAUAUGUCUUGCGUCCUUUGUGAAGCGGAUUCGGAGACGGCUAUACACUUGUUUACUGGCUGCAUCUUCUCCUCGGAAAUUUGGGCUCGGGUCGCAUUGUGGUGUAAGUUAGCUCCCUUGUUUGUUUUUGACGUGAAAGAUCUUUUGUCUUUGGCGGAGACUCAAACGAAGACGAAACAGGAGAGGUACAUUUUGCGAGGCAUCAUAUUCACUACUAUGUGGACCAUUUGGAACGAAAGGAAUUCUAGAGUGUUUGGUGGAAAGCCCCCAGAGAACUAUUGA